GGAGGGACUGGAGAGGUCAAUGAAGAACAUGAGGUCAGACAGAUUGAAAGAGCUUCCUGGAAACCAGAUAGACCAGAAACAUCCAUCAGACAAGAAGACAUCUUUAAAGCCUCAGCUGGAAGAGACGGACCAAUCAGAAGAGUGAUGACAAAGGGCGUGGCUGGCAUUGGGAAAACAGUGUUAACACAGAAGUUCACUCUGGACUGGGCUGAAGACAAAAGCAACCAGGACGUACAGCUCAUGUUUCCCUUCACCUUCAGAGAGCUGAAUGUGCUGAAAGAAUAGAAGUUCAGUUUGGUGGAACUCAUCCAUCACUUCUUCACUGAAACCAAAGAAGCAGGAAUCUGCAGGUUUGAAGACUUUAAGGUGGUCUUCAUCUUUGAUGGUCUGGACGAGUGUCGACUUCCUCUGGACUUCCACAACAGUGAGAUCCUGACUGACGUCACAGUGUCCACCUCAGUGGACGUGCUGCUGACAAACCUCAUCAGGGGGAAACUGCUUCCCUCUGCUUGCCUCUGGAUAACCACACGACCUGCAGCAGCCAAUCAGAUCCCUCCUGACUGUGUGGACAUGGUGACAGAGGUCAGAGGGUUCACGGACCCACAGAAGGAGGACUACUUCAGGAAGAGUUUCAGAGAUGAGGAGCAGGCCAGGAGGAUCAUCUCCCACAUCCAGACAUCACGAAGCCUCCACAUCAUGUGCCACAUCCCAGUCUUCUGCUGGAUCACUGCAACAGUUCUGGAGAACAUGUUUGAAACCAGAGAUGGAGGAGAACUGCCCAAGACCCUGACUGAGAUGUACAUCCACUUCCUGGUGGUUCAGUCCAAAGUGAAGAAGGUCAAAUAUGAUGGAGGAGCUGAGACAGAUCCACACUGGAGUCCAAAGAACAGGAGGAUGAUUAAGUCUCUGGGGAAACUGGCUUUUCAGCAGCUGCAGAAAGGAAACCUGAUCUUCUAUGAAUCAGACCUGACAGAGUGUGGCAUCGAUAUCACAGCAGCUUCAGUUUACUCAGGAGUCUUCACUCAGAUCUUUAAAGAGGAGAGAGGCCUGUACCAGGACAAGGUCUUCUGCUUUGUCCAUCUGAGUGUUCAGGAGUUUCUGGCUGCUCUUCAUGUUCAUCUGACCUUCAUCACCUCUGGAACAAAUCUGUUGUCAGAACCAACAACGAGCCAGUGGUCCAGACCAUUUAGAAAAAAACCUGAACUGAAUCAUCUGCACCAGAGUGCUGUGGGCGAGGCCUUACUGAGUCCAAAUGGACACCUGGACUUGUCCCUCCGCUUCCUCCUGGGUCUUUCACUGGAGACCAAUCAGAAGCUCUUAAGAGGUCUACUGAAACAAACAGGAAGUGGUUCACAGACCAAUCAGGAAACAGUUGAGUACAUCAAGAAGAAGAUCAGUGAGAAUCUGUCAGCAGAGAGAAGCAUCAACCUGUUCCACUGUCUGAAUGAACUGAACCAUCGUUCUCUUGUGGAGGAGAUCCAAGAGUCCCUCACAUCAGGACGCCUGUCCACAAAGACACUGUCUCCUGCUCAGUGGUCAGCUCUGGUCUUCAUCUUACUGUCAUCAGGAAAAGAUCUGGAAGAGUUUGACCUGAUGAAAUACUCUGCUUCAGAGGAGGCUCUUCUGAAGCUGCUGCCGGUGGUCAAAGUCUCGACCAAAGCUCUACUGAGUGGCUGUAACCUCUCAGAGAGAAGCUGUGAAGCUCUGUCCUCAGUCCUCAGCUCUGUGUCCUCUCAUCUGAGACACAUGGACCUGAGUAACAACGACCUGCAGGAUCCAGGAGUGAAGCUGCUGUGUGAUGGACUGAAGAGUCCUCACUGUUCUCUGGAGACUCUCAGUCUGUCAGGUUGUCUGGUCUCAGAGGAAGGAUGUUCUUCUCUGACCUCAGCUCUGAACUCCAACCCCUCCCAUCUGAGAGAACUGGACCUGAGCUACAAUCAUCCAGGAGACUCAGGAGAGAAGCUGCUGUCUGCUGGACUGAAGAGUCCUCACUGGAGACUGGACACUCUCAGGAUGGACCAUGCUGGAGAGCAGUGGUUAAAACCUGGUCUCAGGAAGUAUUCAUGUGAACUGGAACUGGACACAAACACAAUGCACAGAAACCUCAAACUGUCUGACGACAACAGGAAAGUGACCCAUGUGACAGAAGAUCAGUCGUAUCCUGAUCAUCCAGACAGAUUUGACGUCUUUCCUCAGCUGCUGUGUAGACCUGGUCUGACUGGUCGCUGUUACUGGGAGGUCGAGUGGAGAGGAGCUGUUGAUAUAUCACUGAGUUACAGAGGAAUCAAGAGGAAAGGCAUCGGUUCUGACUGUUUGUUUGGAUAUAAUGAUCAGUCCUGGAGUCUGAUCUACUCUGAUGAUCGUGGUUACUCUGUCCGUCACUGUGGGACAGGAACACCCAUCAUGUCCUCUGUCUCUCACAGAGUAUCAGUGUAUGUGGACUGUCCUGCUGGGACUCUGUCCUUCUACAGCAUCUCCUCUGACUCACUGAUCCACCUCCACACCUUCAGGACCACAUUCACUGAACCGGUUUAUCCUGGGUUCUGGGUCUGUCCUGGUUCCUCAGUGUCUCUGUGUCCUCUGUAGGACAUGAAGAGACAGCAGCUUCAGUGGUGGACGAGGUCAAAGCUCGUCUCAGUCAUUCUUUGUUGAAACCAUCAAUAAAUAAAGACUUAAAAAAUCAA
Messenger RNA from Solea senegalensis (Senegalese sole), 2684 nucleotides. Its product is annotated as NLR family CARD domain-containing protein 3-like. The record is from RefSeq and is a predicted model, not a curated record. The annotation marks the transcript as partial. Lineage: Eukaryota; Metazoa; Chordata; Actinopteri; Pleuronectiformes; Soleidae. The transcript has 5 exons. Gene Ontology annotation, molecular function: protein binding.